AUGUUCGUGCAGGAGGAGAAGAUCUUCGCCGGGCGGGUGCUGCGGCUCCAUGUCUGCUCCAUGGAGGGCGCGGAGUGGCUGGAGGAGGUGCCCGAGGACACGACGGUGGAGAAGCUCAAGGAGCGGUGCUUGAAACAUUGUGUACCUGGGAGCUUAGAGGAUCCAAAAAGCAUAACGCAUCAUAAAUUGAUCCAUGCUACUUCAGAGAAGGUGCUGACAGAUACAAAAACAGUCUUGGAGGAAAAUAUUCAAGAUAAAGAUGUCUUGUUGUUGGUAAAGAAGCGAGCUCCCCCUCCGCCUCCCAAAAUGGCAGAAGUAUCAGCAGAGGAAAAAAGGAAGCAGGAACAGAAAGCUCCCGAUAAGGAUGCUAUUCUCAAAGCAACAGCAAAUCUGCCCUCUCGCAAUGUAGAUCGCACUGUGGCCCACCACAACAUGAGGGAUUUCCAGACAGAGCUCCGGAAGAUCUUAGUUUCACUUAUAGAAGUUGCACAGAAAUUGCUAGCACUGAACCCAGAUGCAGUUGAACUAUUUAAGAAGGCAAAUGCCCUGUUGGAUGAGGAUGAGGAAGACAGAGUGGAUGAAAUAGCCCUGCGCCAGCUUACAGAAAUGGGGUUUCCAGAGAGCCGAGCUGUCAAAGCCCUUCGGUUAAACCAUAUGUCAGUGACGCAGGCCAUGGAGUGGUUGAUAGAACACGCGGAUGACCCCACGGUUGAUGCACCGCUUCCAGGUCAGACCUCCUUAGAAGCUGCCUCUGAAGUGGGUGCUUCCUCUGCUGGAGCAAUUGCUGGUCCUAGUUUGGAAGCUGGUGGGGAAGAGCCCAAGGAUGAGCUGACGGAAAUAUUCAAGAAGAUCCGCAGGAAAAGAGAAUUUCGUCCUGACCCACGAGCUGUCAUUGCCUUGAUGGAGAUGGGCUUUGAUGAAAAAGAAGUGAUAGAUGCACUCAGAGUAAACAACAACCAGCAAAACGCAGCUUGUGAAUGGCUGCUGGGAGACAGAAAGCCAUCUCCAGAGGAUUUAGAUAAGGGAAUUGACACCACUAGCCCUCUCUUUCAAGCCAUCCUAGAAAACCCAGUGGUACAGUUAGGGCUAACGAACCCUAAAACGCUGUUAGCCUUUGAAGAUAUGCUUGAAAACCCCUUAAACAGCACUCAGUGGAUGAACGAUCCAGAGACGGGACCUGUCAUGCUACAGAUCUCUCGAAUCUUCCAGACGCUGAACCGCACGUAG
Messenger RNA from Emys orbicularis (European pond turtle), 1227 nucleotides. RefSeq names its product UBA domain containing 1 (gene UBAC1). The transcript has 10 exons. Gene Ontology annotation, cellular component: ubiquitin ligase complex. Gene Ontology annotation, molecular function: protein binding. Bases 1 to 1227 code for a protein of 408 amino acids. The record is from RefSeq and is a predicted model, not a curated record. NCBI's taxonomy places the organism in Eukaryota, Metazoa, Chordata, Testudines, Emydidae.